AUGGGGUGCGGGUGUUGUUGUUGGUGUGUGUUGUGUGAUGGUGGUGUGGUGGGGGGGUGGAUUGUUAGUUGGGGGUUGGCGUGGGUGUGUGUGCUGAGAGUGGGGUGUAUGGUUGGUGGGAUGGGGACGGUGGUUGUGGUUGUGUGGGGUUGUGGUGGUGAUGAGGGCGUGUGUGGUGGUUAUGUGUGGUGUUUGGAGUGGGUAGGUUGUGUAGAGUUGUUGGGGUUGGUUGGUGUUUGUGUUGGGUAG
Messenger RNA from Knipowitschia caucasica, 249 nucleotides. Lineage: Eukaryota; Metazoa; Chordata; Actinopteri; Gobiiformes; Gobiidae. The record is from the annotation of a GenBank genome assembly.